GCAGUUACAUCGUAGAGAAAGAGAUGCGGUCUUACUUUAUGUGCGAGUAACGUGUGUUUUGUGUGUAUUUAUAGUUAUACUUUAUAUAAUUGAAUUUAUAUAAUUUUAAAUUGCGAAAUAUAUAUAUUUUCUUUAAACAAACUCGGGCAGAGCAUUUAUCAGCGUUUAUGAUACAAUCAUGGUACUGAAAAAUAAAUAUUUCAUCGUUUUAAUGAUUACAUUGUCACUAUUUAUAGGAAACAGUGAAGCAGAAUGGAAAUUUUGGAAAAAAGAUAAAGAGACUACUACUACUAUGAGUACUACUACAUCAGUUUCUGUAAAUGUACAAAAUACUAUAGCUCCAGCAAGAACUACAAAAAUUAGAAGACCAACUGUGCCAAUUGCAAACACCGAAGCCACUAUAAUAGAUGCUAAUAAUCUGAAAUUAGAUAUAACUGGGGAGAAUAUACAAAAUAAUAUACGAUCUAACCUAAGGACAGAAAAUAAUUUCGCUACGGGUACUGAUGUUUCAAAAUCAAACAGGCCCGGGAUUGAUCAUGAAAAUGUUCAAAAUUACCGAAAUUUGGCAGUAGAUCUUAUCGAAACUAAAGAACCAUCACAAAACCAAGCAUCAAAAAUAUCUCAAGGAUUAACAAUCAAAAGUGACAGCUCCACAGCAUCUUCCAUCAGAGCUGAUCAAAACAGGCCGAGUACGCCUUCUUCUUCAAGUGGAAAAACAUGGGCUAAUAUCGCUGGUAUCAAACUUGUUUCACCUACAAGCUUUCCAAGACAACCCGAAUAUUUUAUACCUCCCGUUUCAGGAGUUGUUGCGGAUGUAACCACCAGAGCAGCUAUAGAUUCCACUAGAAAAAUAUAUUCCAGUAAUCCAACAUAUAGCAAAGGAAAUAUAGUUACUGAUGAAGAUUUGGAAAAACUUUCUGAAGCACUUUAUAUAAAAGAAACGAAUAACGCAAACUCAUAUAUAAGAGUUAAUCUGCAAAAACAAACAACCAGUAGCAAUCUGAUGGAUCAAGCUUCACAGCCAUUAUUGACAAUAAGUCCUGAAGCUUUCCAGAUUCCUACGAUUGAAAGUGUUCUCUCCAUAUUCGAUAAUUAUCAUUUAGAUACUCAUAUGAAUGAAUAUAUUAGUCCAUCACAAAGACAAGAAGAGAGUCUUCUUGUUGAUACUUUUCUGAGUACAAACGUAAUGUCUACUGCUAUGCGUUUUCUCGCUGAUAAAGGAUUUGUGAGGCAGGAUUAUUAUGAGUAUAAAGAUACAUUAAGAAGAAUUUGGUUCAAUUUAUUCUCGCGUGGACAGGGUAAAAUCGGUAGCACCGGAUUUGAACAUGUCUUUAUGGCGGAAACAAAACAAGUAGAUUCGGGUACAGAGAUACUUGGAUUACAUAAUUGGAUCUACUUUAACGCAGAAGAAAUAAAGAACCGUGUCGACUACCUAGGUUACAUUAAAAAAACCGAUUUAGGAAACAGGGGAUCUAUUAUUAAAAUGCAUGUAAAAUUCAAUAGUCACGAUAAACCAGUAACAACAAUGUUCAUCGGAACUUCGCCCGAAUUGGAAAUGUCACUUUAUACUGUUUGCUUCUAUGCACGACCAGAUAGAAGCUGCCCUGUAUCUCUGGGAGGCACCAAAUUUAAUAUAAUAACACACAAAUUUAGAUAUAGAGGAAAAGAUUUGAUCGGAACGGCAUAUCCAGAAAUUUGAAGUUUUUCUUUGUAAAUGUAUCUUUUAUUUAUAUACACUAAAAUAUACUAAAAAAAUAGGGAACAUUUCUCAUACGCUCAAAAUGGGGUUAUUUUUAAAUCGAAAUGAAACAGCGGAAAACCAUCGUAAAAAGAAAUAAAAUAUAUAUUAAAGUUUGAAGUUUUAAUUUUAAUGCAUUAUUAGUAAUUUUAAAUAAUUUUUUAUUUCUAUUCAAUUAGUGUUUGGAUCAUCGACGGAUACAUAGAUGACGAUGACGUUGUCGACUGACUUGCACAACCUAUACUCUGGUUUUUAAUGAGUAAAAGUUUUAUUGAGUCGUUCUUUAUCAGUGUCACUUAUCGAUCUCAAUUUUGAUUUUCAAUUACGCAUAUUAAAAUUCAAAUAUAAAUUUGAUUUUUAUAUUUUGUUAUCUAUGCUGAAAGUGGACCAAAAAACGGUUCAAAACGUACAUAUUUAAUGCAUACUUGUUAAUGAAAUGUAAUAACGAAAAGUUUGGACAGUAUGGAUAUAAAUAAUAUUGAAAAAUUAAGUUGGAAUUUUAAAACUUGACAUGCAUAAUACUUGUUGUUGCAGUCAAAUUUCAAAAUAAAAUUAAUAAUCUUAGAAUCUGCACAAAUUAGUGGACAAUGUUCAAACAACAUUGCUGGACAUAUUGUCGAUGGUUUACAUAAUAUAAUAAAUAAAAUUUUUAUAUAUUUAUAUCCAUGCUAUAGAUGAACCAAACGUUCAUUUAGAAAUAUACAUUUUUAAUGCACAUUUGUUAAUACAAUUUAAUAAUAAUAAGUUAAUAAUAAUAAUAUAUAAUAUAAUAUAAUAUAAUAAUAUAAUAAUAAUAAAUUCACACUCCAAUAUCUAGAUCUUUGCUCUUAUCUGCUAGUAUUCUCAUUUAAUUAUUUUUUUAAUUUGUUAUCUAUGAUAAUCUUUCGCUGAGUUUCAAUGGUUUGAAAAAAAUUCAACUUUUAGAGUAUAAAAAAUAUUUAUUUUUUUAGUAUUUACAUCUUGAUGGGAAAAAAAAUAUUUUACAGAAAUUAUAAUGAAAUUAUAUAGAAAUAGUGUUUAAAUAUUAAAAAUAAAUUUUUUUCAUUGUGAUUUUAUUAAAAUUUUAAUAAAACUUAAGAAAAAUUCAUUAAAAAUUGAAUUUAUAUAUCAAUAAAUUUCUAUAAAAUUGUAUUUAUUCAAUUAAUUUUAUGACAGCUCUUACACACACACAUCCACGCGCGCGCGCAUACACAGAUACACGCGCACACACCAUACACGCGCGUGCGUGCAUACACACGAUGCACAUGCAGGCGCAUCACAUACAGCACACAACAUAGAACGGUUAUAAACAUAUUGUAAAAUAAUUUCACUGAAACAUUGCAAUAUUGCAAAUGUGUUGUGAAACACUAUCGUUACUGCAAGAUUGUGGUAUUAAAAAUUUAGUCGAGGAUAGGCGUGAUAGCACAGGUACGAGAAGCAAUUUUCGCAGCUUUUGGCAUUAUCACGCCGGAAAUGGCAUGUCGCGCGACGAGCGAUAUUAUUAAGAGGGCCGAAUUUUGUUUGAGAGAACAAGGAGGACAUUUUGAGCAAUUUUAGCCAUUAAAAUAUGAGAGUGGAUUAGACCUAUUGGGGAUACAACUUUAAAAAAAAUGCGCCGUGCUAUUUACCGCAAGGUGAUGCGGAAAUGAUAGCAUAAUAAUAUUUCCUAUUUUCGAUACGAGAAUCCAAUGUUUCGCGACGCUCGUAUGUAAACAACGUUGCUAUUCGCUCCUCUCACUCCUCCUUCGAUUCGUCGUGCGCCUAGUUACCGCGAUGGCGCGAGGGCCGUCCUUUCUCGCUACGCGCUAAUACUCGCGCAUUGGUCGAUUCUUUUUAAUUAAUUUCUCGAAAAUUAUUGUAAAAAUAGCAAAGUGAUACAGGACUUUUCUCUUCAGUUUUACCUGCUCUACUUGCACACGACCGGUGAUGCGAUUGACGCUGGACACCCUGUAUACGUUUCUCUCAAACAAUAAUAUGUUGUCAAACAAUAAUGAAUAAAUCAAUAAUGAAUGUGGUGAUUUUCCACACCACCUAUAUGAGAUAUCACCAAUGGCGCGUUAGAUUUUUUUAACGUGGAUCUUCGCCUGUAGCCAUAUCAUACUACAUUAUACUAUAUAAUAUACUGAAUUGUAUCUGCUAUUUAUAAAAUAUAUUUUACACAUUUGCUUUUGCGAAUGUGAUGUCAA
Molecule: messenger RNA, 3903 nt
Organism: Cataglyphis hispanica
Lineage: Eukaryota; Metazoa; Arthropoda; Insecta; Hymenoptera; Formicidae
Product: endoribonuclease CG2145-like
Exons: 6
Coding region: 179-1699 (506 amino acids)
Molecular function (GO): RNA endonuclease activity
Source: RefSeq, a predicted model, not a curated record